AUGCCUGAGCUCGCAGAGGUCGCGCGUAUUGUGCAUUUCAUCCGGAAACACCUGGUGGAUAAGACGUUAUCAGUUGUACAGACUCAAAAUGAUGAUAUCGUGUAUGGCAAGGUGGGCACCACUGCUGCAGAGGUUCAAAAAGCAUUACAGGGAAACAAGGUCACAGGUGCAGGACAGCAAGGCAAAUAUUUUUGGAUUACACUGUCAAAACCUCCACAUCUUGUGAUGCACUUUGGCAUGGCAGGAUGGUUGAAAAUAAAGAACGCAGACACAUAUUACUAUCGCGUUACGAAACCAGAAGAUCAGGAAUGGCCACCGAAGUACUGGAAAUUCCUUCUUGAAACGGAUGAAACUCCAAAGACAGAAGCCGCAUUUGUGGAUUUCCGAAGGCUUUCGCGGAUUCGUCUUGUCGAUUGCCCGGCUGAUGACAUUCGACAAUACACUCCUCUCAAGGAAAACGGCCCAGAUCCACUUGCAGACAAGAAUAUUUUUACGGCAGAGUGGCUGGUAGACAAGGUCAAAAGCAAGAAGGUGCCGAUCAAAGCUAUGUUGCUUGACCAGGCUAAUAUCAGUGGCAUCGGCAACUGGAUGGGGGAUGAGGUUCUCUACCAUGCUAAGAUACACCCAGAACAGUAUAGCAAUACGUUGAGCAACGAACAGAUAAUCCAACUACACAAGUCUAUCGAAUAUGUAUGCACAGCAUCUGUGGAUGUCCUGGCCGAUUCGGAGAAAUUUCCAGAGGACUGGCUCUUCAAGCACCGAUGGGGUAAAGGAAAGAAAAAUCAAGCUUCAGUGCUGCCGAAUGGAGACAAGAUCGUAUUUCUCACUGUCGGAGGUAGGACGAGUGCAGUGGUACCUGCUGUUCAAAAGAAAACUGGACCAGUAGCCAAAGACAUUACCGAAGAAGACCAAUUGGAUACUAAGAAAGAGGCCUCGACAAACGGCAAGAGGAAACGAACAAGUGUGAAAAAGGAAGAAGAAGAAGAUGAUGAUGAUGACUACUCCAAGACCCCAAAACGGGCAGUAUCGAAAAAGCGCGCUUCCAACAUAAAAAAGGAGGAUGCAACGCCUGUCAAAGAGGAGAAGUCCAGCUCAGCUAGCCAAGCUGGACGAAGGCGUUCGACACGCAACUCUAAAUGA
This is a messenger RNA of Talaromyces proteolyticus, 1140 nucleotides long. Its product is annotated as Formamidopyrimidine-DNA glycosylase N-terminal domain-containing protein. Lineage: Eukaryota; Fungi; Ascomycota; Eurotiomycetes; Eurotiales; Trichocomaceae. Gene Ontology annotation, biological process: base-excision repair. The transcript is spliced from 2 exons. Gene Ontology annotation, cellular component: nucleus. Gene Ontology annotation, molecular function: damaged DNA binding; zinc ion binding; DNA N-glycosylase activity. The coding region runs from base 1 to 1140 and encodes 379 amino acids. The record is from RefSeq and is a predicted model, not a curated record.